This is a messenger RNA of Candidozyma duobushaemuli, 4263 nucleotides long. RefSeq names its product serine/threonine protein kinase (gene CDC15). Lineage: Eukaryota; Fungi; Ascomycota; Pichiomycetes; Serinales; Metschnikowiaceae. Gene Ontology annotation, biological process: protein phosphorylation. Gene Ontology annotation, molecular function: protein kinase activity; metal ion binding; ATP binding. The record is from RefSeq and is a predicted model, not a curated record. Bases 1 to 4263 code for a protein of 1420 amino acids. The transcript has 3 exons.
AUGGCGUCCAAAGCCUCGCUUCUCCGACGCUUCCGUGAGUCCGAGAAUGAGGCCGCCGACGAGUUUGCCCUGGAUUUCGGCGAGCUGGCCCAUAUCAAUCUCCAUCCUAAAUCCAGUCUGUCGGAACGGACUUCUGAAAACGACAUAUCCUCGGGCUUCGAGAAGACUUCGCCAGUGAAGGACCGAAACGGGAGAAAGCCGUUGUUCGUAAACAGCUUACCCGUCGAGAUUGGCCCGUUCGAGAGAACCUCUCCUACAAAAGGCAUGGAGCUGAUUCCAGAGACUCCAGGAGAAACACAGUUUGAUUUCAGCAAACAACUCAGGCAAAGCGGGCCAAUGACGCCGAUGGAACAGCAAGGUGCUCCCCGAAACCACCACAGAAAAACAUCCGUCAAAUUAUCGCUAACUCCAGCACAACGAAUGGGAAAGACGCCAGGCCUACGAACAAGCAACGCGUUGGACAACUUUAAGUUUUACGAAAAAGUAGGCAGAGGAGCCCAUGCUGACGUCUACAGAGGACGGAACUUGCGGACCAACCAGGUUGUGGCUAUCAAGCAGAUUCCGUUGGAGAGGGAUCACGACUUGCGUGCGUUGAUGGGAGAAAUCGACCUUCUCAAGAUCUUGAAGCACGAGAACAUCGUCAAAUACCACGGCUUCGUCAAAACCCUGAACUCCUUGAACGUGUUUUUGGAGUACUGUGCUGGCGGGUCAUUGAGGCAGUUGUACAAGAAACAAGGCCACGGCUUUCUGGAUUCCCAGAUCGUGCUGUACGUGAGACCUAUCCUCCACGGUCUAGGCUACCUCCAUGCUCAGGGUGUAGUACAUCGUGACGUGAAGGCCGCCAAUGUGCUUUUAACGGAUUCGGGCAAGGUGAAGCUCGCCGAUUUUGGUGUUGCAACCAAGGUAGCUACGCUGCACAAUACGGUUGUGGGAACUCCUAACUGGAUGGCUCCAGAAACGGUUCUUGGAGGCGAGGGCAUCUGCACGGCCUCCGACGUGUGGUCCUUAGGUGCUACGAUUAUAGAGCUUUUCACCACCAACCCUCCAUACCAUGAGCUUAACCCCAUGGCCACAUUACAUGCCAUAGGUACAGACGACCAUCCGCCUCUUCCGCCUGGUCUCACACCACUUGCAAAAGAUUUCCUACUAGAGUGCUUCCAGAAGCAGCCAACCCUUCGAAUUUCGUCCAAAUUGCUCUUGAAGCACCGCUGGAUGGAGGAUGGUGAGACACAAGGAAGCAAACACGAAGUUUCCGCUCGUCCUUCCCGCGAGACUUUCCAUCUGGGGGAUAGUUCCACCCCUUCAAAGAUCAAUAGCACUGCUGGCAGUCCGUCCCGGGAGAGGUACACGAGAAAUGAAUUACUCACGAAGUUCACUGAAAAUGAGGACGACAUGGACUUUUUGAAGGUUGGCAACGCGUCUUUGAGUUUGAAGGUCCAGGAAAAGCUACAGGAGGAGUCUUCCAAGGAUGCGUCGGAAGAAAAUGAUCCCUUCUUAGAGUUACUCGUGGAGAAUUUUGACACCGACGAACUCGAGGUCCAGAGUAAGAUGGAGCUUCUUUGCCACAAACUCAUAUCACGAGUGGACAACUGCCAUUAUGGCCAUGAGGACACGGCAAAGUCACUUCUCAAAAUAACAGGACGCAUGCUCCAGCUUAUCAAGAAAUACAGCAUUCUGCACGAAACACUCAUCAAAAACCAUGGUGUCUUGACUCUUCUCGAGCUUCUCGAGAACGCUCCAGAAAUGCCCGAUCUGAGUCGCCUCUGGUUUCAUGUUCUUGCGACACUCAAUCAUAUCUUCGACGGCAAUCUGGCGCAGCUUGAAAACUUCGCUCUUCUAGGCGGUAUUCCUAUGAUGACGCAAUUUACAAAGCUUUCAUAUGGUCUUCAGCCUAGGCUACAAGUUGUUAGAUUUAUCAAAAUCAUUCGCAAGUCAGACAAGGCGUUGACCAUGUUUGUCUCGUCGGGCGACCCCGACUUUCCACUCGUUUCCAUCCACUGCAUACACGAGAUCCUUUCCAAGGGUAUAACUCGUUUCAAAUCAGACAUGUGCCGUAUUUUGUCGAAGUACGGAGUUGUAUUCUGGUUCGUGGUUCUCCUCAACAGGCUCACAAAGUACAAGAAGAUGCCAGAAAAUUUGGUGCCUCAAGAGUACGUUGAGGUGACUAUUGACAAGAUACUUGACGUUCUCAAAUACUUCGGCCAAGCAGAACCAAGAGUGAGAAUAAAUAUUGUCAGCUCGGAUUUGGUGAAGCUCCUCAUCAAGGUGUAUCCGUCAGUGCACCUCCAGCGGCAGAUGGUUAUUCUCAAAUUCUUCCGGUCAAUCAGUUGCAUUUCAGAACUCCUUCGUCUGUUGCAUGCAGCCGACAUUUUGGAGUUUUACGUUUCUGUCUUGAAUGGCCACCCAGCUUACAGUGCUCACUACAAGGAAGUGCUCAACAUCGUGUGUCCUUCGCUCUAUAAUUGUUGCUAUUUGAACCAUGGCAAAGAGCUCGAGUUGGUCAAGCUUGGUGCAGUUCCAAUCUACAAAGAACUUUCUAAGAUUAAUCUCCCAUUUCGGCAAUUCGUGUUACCCAUCUUGUGUGAGUUUGUCUACUGCGACAACUAUGUCCGCCAGAUGCUUUACAAGCACAGCAUUCUCAACGUUUACCUCAAUCUUCUCGUUGAUCCAUACUGGCAUUCGAAUGCGAUGGACUCAAUCCUUCACUGGUCAUUGCAGGAUACUUCACUUCGUUGGCUAGAGGAACCUCAUGCUCGCGAAUGUCUCUUGAACGGGUUCAUGCUAUCAAAGGUUUCAAACCUCGAGGCUGCGCUUAACAACUACCUCCAUCUUGUGGCAUCAAGUACUGUGGUGCUUAGAUUGAUGACUCGUGAUUUAAUUGUCUCUCAGAUCCUUACUAAACUCACAGUCUACAACAGGAAUGCAGUUGUCAAAUUAUCGCUCCUCAGAAUCCUUCAUUACAUCAUGUCUAAUGCCACCAGAUACGGAGGAAUUACCAUAACGGCUUCCAUCCAACCAACUCUCGAUGCUGUUACCGCUAAGGAAACUUCUGUGGUAUCCCAACUCGAUGCAUAUAUUCUCGAUAACGAGCUCUUCAGCUUGCUCAAACAACAGCUCUCUGAUGUUUUCGCGCUACAUAGUAACAAGCCCUGGUCAUACAGCCAGAACCCAGAGAUCUGGUCUCUAGGCUUGAACUUGCUAAUCUUCCGUCUUACGACUUUGAAGUCAGGCUCAUCGUAUGGUCUCAAAUUGCAAAACUUAAAACUUACGAAUUCGCGAACAGGCAAGAUAAUUGGAAGUCAAGCUCGUUAUCUCCUCCUAGCAGUCAUUAUCGGCGACUUCCUCUACAAAAAAGCCGAGUCAUACUUGUAUUCCGUCGACGAGAAUGUAAGGCAGUCCAGGGAGACUUUGAUCGAAAAGGCAAAGACCUUCUUGAUAAAGAACAAAUCUCGCAUUCUUGGCCGUAUCGACGACGGUGUGAAGAUUCUCAACUUGAUAAACUUCAUCUUGUUUCUCGUGCAAGGCAGAUUUCCGACCUUGAUGCAUAGAAUCUUGGGCAUUUCGCUCACACCAGUUGUUGCUGACUUGUUGAAGUUCAACGGUGACAAUGUGAACUUCGAAUUCCAGAAUCGUCAAUUAGUCUGGAACGUCAUGACCGAGUUCUUGGUAUUCACUCUCCCAUUACUUCAUCUCAGAAAGUGGCGCAGAAUACUUUCAAAGCUUGUUCCGUUCAAUAAGAACAAAAGCUCAAUCCCCCUUGUAACCGCCUCCCCGGUUCAUACAAAAUACUUCAACCUCCCAAGGUCACAGUGUGCUAUUUGCAUGGAAUUUGCACAAGCUAGUGGUAUCAAAGCAGCGUCUACAUACGUGACAAACGCAUGCAUUACUAACUGCGGGCAUAUAUUUUGCUAUGUGUGUUUGGCAGUUCGGUUCAAUGCUAUAGAAAAUGGCAGCGAGGAGGCUGAAGGUUGUCCAAGGUGUAGAAUGAAGCUCACCUCGUUCAGACUUUAUGGAUCUGAAAGCGCUGAUGUUGAUGAAGAUGCAAUUGUUGUUCCCUAUGAGGAGAAUGAGGAGGAUGAACUGGACGACGAGGUUGUCGAGGAGGAAAAGACCGAUAAUCAGCGGAAUGAAGAUGUCGAGGAUGUCAUUGGAUCAGGCCCAGAUGAAGAGUCCAGUGAGGAGGAUUUCAGCGAUAAUGAGGACCUUGCAGAAGAAGUCGAUGAUUUCGAGGAAGAUGACUUCGAUGAGGCCAUGGAUUUUUAA